Branchiostoma floridae (Florida lancelet) is the source of this 1061-nucleotide messenger RNA. RefSeq names its product putative defense protein 3. Gene Ontology annotation, molecular function: oxidoreductase activity, acting on metal ions. Bases 40 to 780 code for a protein of 246 amino acids. The record is from RefSeq and is a predicted model, not a curated record. Lineage: Eukaryota; Metazoa; Chordata; Leptocardii; Amphioxiformes; Branchiostomatidae. The transcript has 6 exons.
AGGGUGUGUCUUUCUGCCACCGGACACACACAAGUCAACAUGUCGUGGGAAUUAGGUACCGCUAGCGGUCUCCUCCUAGCUCUCGUGGUCGUUGCAUCUCUCUUGUCGGGAGGGGAGGCGUAUGGGACCGGGGCGCCACUGUCGGCAUGCACGUCCCAGCAGCCAGGCCACUACGGCUUUACGGCACAGACCAGCGCGAGCCCGUACAGUCUGACCGUGUCUUCUUCCGAGUACACUCCGGGACAGACUCUCACAGUGCAAAUAACUGGGGCAGACUUCCAAGGUUUCCUCAUCCAAGCUCGGAAAGUCGGCACCACCACGGCUGUUGGAUUCUUCACCUCGCUCCCCUCCGGAACCAAAUCCAACAACUGUGACAACGCCGUGGCCUCUGGGGACAACACCGCCACCCAUUCCAGCACUGCAGCCAAACGCGACCUGACACUAACUUGGAGCGCACCCGAAAAUCAAGCAGGGCAAGGGACGAUCGAGUUCGUUGCUACCGUCGCUCAGCAGAAGGCCACCUACUGGAUGGGAAUAACGUCUGCCCAGCUCAGCGAGGCCACCAGUGGAGAUACUACCACGCAUGCUCAAGGGACAACCAGAACACAAGCAGAUCAGACCACCGGAGGCGCAACAGGUGCCACUCCCACGGGAUCGUCCCAAACAGGGUCACCAAUGACUACUGAGAGUUCAACACCCGGGUCAGGCGCUACCAUGGCAACGACCUUUAACCUGCUGUUGCUCGCCAUCCCAGCAUUCCUGGCAAAACUACUGAUGUAAUCAUUCGUGUGAGCAGAAAUAUGAAGUGUUUUAAUGAGAAAGGAAAAUGAUGUAGUCUGUGUAAAAUUUUGAAGCCAUUCGAGAAUAUAUGUGUAUUUUGAUCUAUACGCCAUGCAUGCUUAUGUUUCUCAUCAUAGUUAACAUAUUGCAAUUAUAGAUGUCUUUAUCUGUUUAUUACAACAUUUUCAUAAGGAAAUGUUAUUUCAUGGCAGUUUACUUUGCCAUACACAGCACAUGCAUAAAAGUCUAUUAUGAAGAAUAAAGAAUAUUGUUUCAAAGAA